Parasteatoda tepidariorum (common house spider) is the source of this 3842-nucleotide messenger RNA. Lineage: Eukaryota; Metazoa; Arthropoda; Arachnida; Araneae; Theridiidae. The record is from RefSeq and is a predicted model, not a curated record.
GAUAUAGCCCUAUUUCCAAGCUGUGUAAUCGAUAUAAGUUUCGGCUUACGAUGUCGUGUAUUGACUUUUGACGUGGAGUCGUAGUAUUUGGUUUCUUUGAUUAGUAGUUGUUAAUAAUGUAUGCUUUAAAACGGGAUAAAAGGGAUGAGGAGGAUGGUGGGAGUGGAAAUCCGUUUAAUAACUUAGAAAAAACAACUGUUUUGCAAGAAGCAAGAACUUUUAAUGAAACACCCUUGAAUACUAGAAAAUGUGCGAACAUUUUGACAAAGAUGAUAUAUCUAUUAAAUCAAGGUGAACAACUUGCUACUGUAGAAGCAACAGAAGCUUUUUUUGCUAUGACCAAAUUGUUCCAAUCAAAUGAUCCUACCAUCCGCCGUUUGGUCUAUCUGUGUAUCAAAGAACUGGCAGGCAUAGCAGAAGAUGUUAUCAUUGUUACCAGCAGCUUGACUAAAGAUAUGACUGGAAAAGAAGAACAGUAUAGACCAGCUGCAAUCAGAGCUCUAUGUACCAUUACAGAUGGUGGCAUGCUCCAAGCGAUUGAGAGAUAUAUGAAGCAAGCAAUAGUGGAUAAAAACAGUUCAGUAUCAAGUGCCGCCUUAGUUUCAUCCCUGCACAUGAUGAAAUCCACCCCAGAUGUUGUGAAGCGAUGGGUCAAUGAGGCCCAAGAAGCUGUAAAUUCAGAUAAUGUGAUGGUCCAGUAUCAUGCUUUAGGCCUGUUGUAUCAAAUCAGAAAAAAUGAUAAAUUGGCCAUCUCAAAACUUCUCACAAAAUACACAAGAACUACUCUGAAGUCUCCAUAUGCUGUGUGCUUAUUGAUUCGAAUUGCUAGCAAGUUGAUUGAAGACGAUGAUGCUGGCUUAGAAAGUCCCCAUUUUGAUUUCAUUGAAAGUUGCUUACGUCAUAAGAGUGAAAUGGUCAUCUAUGAAGCUGCACAUGCGAUAGUGAAUAUGAAAUCCACAACACCCCGAGAGCUCGCGCCGGCUGUGUCCGUAUUACAGCUGUUCUGUGCAUCUUCAAAACCUACUCUGAGAUUCGCAGCUGUUAAGACUUUAAAUAAGGUGGCCAUGACACACCCAGCUGCAGUGACUGCGUGCAACAUUGACCUUGAGAACUUGAUAACGGACUCCAAUCGUAAUAUAGCCACACUCGCUAUAACAACUCUCCUGAAGACUGGCAGUGAAAGCAGCGUAGAUAGGCUCAUGAAACAAAUAACUUCAUUCAUGUCUGAAAUAUCUGAUGAAUUCAAAGUGGUAGUUGUACAGUCCAUAAGAUCUCUGUGCCAGAAAUUUCCCAGGAAGCACAAUGUGAUGAUGAAUUUCUUAUCUGGUAUACUCAGAGAUGAGGGUGGCUUUGAAUAUAAGAAAGCAAUCGUGGAUACCAUCAUUAAUAUUAUCGAAGAUAGCCCUGAUGGAAAAGAAGCUGGACUUGCUCACCUGUGCGAGUUCAUUGAGGAUUGUGAACACACUUCAUUGGGUGUUAAAGUUUUGUAUUUACUUGGAAAAGAAGGCCCAAAGACAUCUCAACCUUGUAAAUACAUCAGAUACAUUUACAAUAGAUUGAUUUUAGAAAAGGCUUCUGUAAGAGCAGCUGCUGUCAGUUCCUUGGCUAAGUUUGGCGCUCACUGUGAAGAGCUUCUCCCAAAUAUUUUAGUUCUUCUGCAGAGGAGCCUCCUUGAUUGUGAUGAUGAAGUGAGAGACAGAGCAACCUACUAUUUAAAUAUCUUAAAUCAGAAGCAAAAAGGACUUUACUCUCAAUUCAUCUUGAAUGGUACAUCUCUUUUGUUUAUUAAAUUUAUAAAUAAAGCUUUGAAGUUUAUAUUUACAAUAGUUUAUAAAAUCGUCUCUGAUAUUUUUAAUUUGAUAUUUUCAGAUCAAUUGUCAGCUGUUCCGGAACUCUCUUCAUUGAACUUGGGUCCAUUGUUUAAAUCUUCUCUUCCUAUUGAACUCACUGAAUCUGAGACUGAGUUUGUUGUUAGAUGCAUUAAACACACAUUCACUAGCCACAUUGUGUUGCAGUUUGACUGUACAAACACCUUGUCAGAUCAAGUGUUGGAGAACGUUUAUGUUCAGGUUGAGCCCAGUGAAGGUUUUGAAGUGGUCUGUUACUCUCCUUGUUCAAGAUUACAGUACAGUGUUCCUGGUACAGCAUACGCCUGCAUCAGCUUACCCAAUGAUCCCUUAGUUGUACUUGGAACAUUGAGUAAUACAUUAAAGUACUUAGUUAAAGAUUGUGAUCCAAACAGUGGGGAACCAGAUGAUGAGGAAGGCUAUGAAGAUGAAUAUGUACUUGAAGAACUGGACAUAGUGUUGAGCGACCACAUUCAAAAAGUAUUAAAAACAAACUUUAGCGCUGCUUGGGAAGAAAUCACUGCUAAGAACGAACUGGAAGACACUUAUGCCUUUAAUCUCAAAACUCUGGAAGAUGCUGUAAAGAAUGUUCUCCAAUUUCUUGGCAUGCAACCUUGCGAAAGGUCAGACAAAAUUCCUGAAAACAAAAGUUCACAUGUACUUUUUCUGUCUGGAGUGUACCGCGGUGGACACAUGGUGUUGGUGCGAGCAAAGCUUGCUGUCCGUGCUGACACGGAAGGCGUCACCAUGAACAUUGCUGUCAGGAGUAGUGAUCCCAAUGUUAGUGAAGUGAUAGCGUCUGCCAUCGGAUAAUCUCUGAUAUAGUCGUUUUAUUAGUUAAAAUGUAUAUUUAAAUAUAUUUUCAGUUAACCUUUUAAUGAUGAUUCGUUUCAUGCUAAACUGAAAUUAAAUCUGAUUGCAACAUUUUUUUUUAUAUUUUUCUACAAAUUUCUUUUGAUCUUAGCCAUUCAUGGUACAUAUAUUUAGUUUAGUUAUAUUUAUAUUUCAAAUCAAUCUCUUUCAAACAUUUUUUUAAUAAUUGUUUAAAAAAGAUCUUUAUUCUUUUUUUUUCCCAAACAACUUCACUUGCAUUAAUUUAUAUUCUUAGUGAGGAAAAACUACUGGUUAUUUGAACUUUUCAGAAAUAGAGGUUUUUAAUUUUAUAUAAAAUUAAAAAUUUUGAGUACAAGUAUUUUAUUAAAAUAUGAAUAUUAACUUUGAAAAAUAAAUAAGUGAAUUUAAUCAUAUUUUGCCUCUUAAAAAAAGAAACAGAUAAAAUUACAAAUGUUUAUCUGUUAUUUAUUUUAAGAGAAAUUCAUAUCAUCUAGCUUUUUUUUCCUCCUUGUUAUCGGUGAAAAAAUAAGAAAAAUUGCCACAAAUACCUCAAAAUGCUGUGAAUAAUUUUAAUUAAAUUUAUUAUACCAUUUAAAAAUUUCAAAUAAAGAAACAUAAGUCAAAAUUAGUACAUAAUCCUUUACAUAGUUUUUUUUUUGUUUUUUUUUCUUUGCAAAAAUAAAAGGUUCUUGAAUUACGAAAAACUUUUUACUAAUUUAGUAACCGCUAUUUGAGGUAUCUGCAAGAGUUUAGAAUUUUUCUAACAGAUUCAAUUCAAUUUCAUAGAAGAAAAAGAAAGAUGAUAUCCCCUCGAAAAGCAAUGAACUUGUAUAAAUUUUGAUUCACUGAAACUUGGGUUGCAUGUUGUAAAACAUAAAAAUGUUCUGAAUAAUAAGUUGCUAAUUCAAUAUAUAAAUUGCAAUUGUGGUAACUUUUUGUUGUUUUAAAUGCUCUUUCAAUCUAUGAAACUGAUGAUUAAUGGUGAAAAAUAUAUUUUAUUUUGAAUCGAUCAAAUUCUAAAUUUCUGUCAGACUAGGAUUAAAGGAUGUGGUUUUUUUUUUCUUUUUAUUAUAUAUUCUUGCUCUAUUUCAUAGUUAUCUAUCAUUCCAUUGUUCAUAUUUUAUGUUUCAUUACCAUGCAAUAAAGUGGAAAAUAUUUUCA